Messenger RNA from Tyto alba (common barn owl), 5807 nucleotides. It is a transcript of the gene LSAMP, whose product is annotated as limbic system associated membrane protein. The transcript has 9 exons. The record is from RefSeq and is a predicted model, not a curated record. NCBI's taxonomy places the organism in Eukaryota, Metazoa, Chordata, Aves, Strigiformes, Tytonidae. Bases 378 to 1421 code for a protein of 347 amino acids. Gene Ontology annotation, cellular component: neuron projection.
CAGUCGCAUUUAGUUGGAGCUGCAGGAGAGAGACAGAGAGAUUCUCUGUGUUUACAGCCAGCGCAGGCUACGGCGAGCAUCUAACCUGGCCCCCCCUUUCUCCAGCACUUGAAGGGGAGAGUGCGAGGUUAUUUGGGAAUCUGGCCACCGUGGGUCAGCUUUCGCUGCGACCGGAUUGUCAGAGCUGGUAAAGCAGAGCCCAGGGGGACUGAAAAGAGACACGAAUCCCAUUUUCUCUGAGAAAAGAGAAGGGGCGGGAAAAAAAAAAAAAAAAAAAAAAAAAAAAAGAAAAAAAAGAAAAAAAAGAUAAAUUGAGAGAGAGAGAAGCGAAGAGACGGAGAAAAAGGCAGAGGAAGCGGAGCGAGUGAGAGAGAAGCAUGAGGACCUACUGGCUGCACAGUAUCUGGGUGCUGGGAUUCUUCCUGUCCCUCUUCUCCUUGCAAGGGCUGCCAGUCCGCAGCGUGGAUUUUACCCGUGGUACCGAUAACAUCACCGUGAGGCAGGGGGACACAGCCAUCCUCAGGUGUUAUGUAGAAGACAGAAGCUCCAAGGUGGCCUGGUUAAACCGUUCCGGCAUCAUUUUUGCUGGAGAGGAUAAGUGGUCCCUGGACCCUCGAGUAGAGCUGGAAAAGAGAAACCCCCUGGAAUACAGCCUGCGGAUCCAGAAAGUGGAUGUCUACGAUGAGGGGUCCUAUACGUGUUCAGUGCAGACACAGCAUCACCCCAAGACUUCCCAGGUUUAUUUGAUCGUGCAAGUUCCACCAAAGAUCUCCAAUAUCUCUUCGGACAUCACCGUGAAUGAAGGCAGCAACGUGACCUUGGUUUGCAUGGCAAAUGGGCGUCCUGAGCCUGUCAUCACCUGGAGACACCUCACCCCAACAGGCAGAGAGUUUGAAGGCGAGGAAGAGUAUCUGGAGAUCCUAGGGAUCACUCGAGAGCAAUCGGGCAAGUACGAAUGCAAAGCUGCCAAUGAGGUUGCUUCAGCAGAUGUCAAGCAAGUCCGGGUCACUGUGAACUACCCUCCCACCAUCACAGAGUCCAAGAGCAAUGAAGCGGCCACAGGACGACAAGCCUUGCUCCGGUGCGAGGCUUCAGCAGUGCCCACGCCUGAUUUCGAGUGGUACAGAGACGAUACCAGGAUAAACAGCGCCAACGGUCUGGAGAUAAAGAGCACGGGGAGCCAGUCUCUGCUGAUGGUGGCCAACGUCACUGAGGAACACUACGGGAACUACACCUGCGUGGCUGCCAACAAGCUGGGAGUCACAAAUGCCAGCCUAUACCUUUACAAACGAGUUUUACCCACACUCCCCAAUCCUUUUCCAGGACCCGGCACAGGGAGAGUAGACAACGGCUCCAUGAGCUUGGCCGUCCCACUGUGGCUGCUGGCAGCGUCCCUGCUCUGCCUACUCAGCAAAUGUUAAUACAGAUCAGAAUUUAAAAUAAUAAUAAUAAUAAUAAUAAAUAAUAAUAAUAAUAAUAAUAAUUAAAAAAAACCCAACCAACACGACAACAACAACACACAAAACAAAAACGCGUUAUACAGGAGACAGAGCGAAGAGAGGGGAGAGAGAAAAAAGAGAGGGGAGAGAGAAAGAGAGAGGGAGAGAGAGGACUGUUUCUUUCACAACUUUUGUGUGUUCAGGAGCGAAGAGGGGGGAAAGGAAAAAUUACAGCAAAGAAGACUCAGCAACAUUUAAUCUGAAACCUGACAAGCCGUCUGUCAAGUCACCAACCGUCUAGGAGGCAACACAAAGCGAGGGAGAGAAUGGGGCACCAGCAAGGAUCGUGUCGCCGGAGGAUGCUGCAAUGUAAACAAUCCAACAAAACCUGCAAAGCCAAUCGAACUGAAGAUCCCUUUUCUUUUCUCUCCUCCUUCCUCUUUUCCAUACUCCCUCACCUUCCUUCCUUCCUCCUCUUUCUUUCUUUUGCAGAAAGAGGUCUUUGCUUCGGUGUCCGUAGCCACUUAACUUUUUGGAUGCCCUGGGUCAUUUUUGUGAGCCAAUGCUCAGCCAGUUCAUACUUUUGAAAGCAAAAACAAAACAAAACAAACAAACAAAAAAAAAAAGGCAAAAUAGCGCCACAAACCAGAGCAAGUCACCUGAAGCUCUCUGCACACUGGUGUCCUGUGAAGAACCCCUUCCUCUCUUCACUUCACCCUGCGCCCCUGUGCACCCAGCCCUUGCUGAACACCUUCUUUCUUGUCCCCUCCGCCAUACAUCAUUCUGGCUGGCCUGAACUAAAGCAGUGUUAACUCUAUUUCUUUUUUUUUUUUCUUUUUUAAAAUCCUCUUCCUCUCCCCCCCCUCAGUUCAACCCGGUGUCUUUCUACUGUGUAUGCCUGUGUGCGUGCGUGCAUGCAUGUAUGUGUGGCCCUCACUCCGUCUUCUCUCUUUUUCUCUUGCUCUCUCUAAGCAUGCAAAAGGAACAGUCCAUGUGUACAUAUGCCCAUCCCGUUGUAGAUAACGUCCUGCCUUGUAAGUGUGAGACAAGAUGCUGAGAGAUCACUCAGGCAGAGAAGAGGGGUGAGGAGAGAGGGGCAGCUGCAGCACAGGUUCCCAUGGUGUCCCCUCUCUGGCGUUCCUCACUGGCUUUUUGACUCCUGGCCACCCUCCUUGCAGGAGUCAGUCUGCACCCUUGUUUAGCCUUUUUUUUCUCUCCCACCUGCAACCUGUCUGGCCCUCGGCCUUCAAGUACCAGCACAGCAGCCCCUGCUACGCAUGAGUGCUUGCACACGCGCGUGGGGGUGUGCACACGUGCACGUUUGCCCAAAUCAGCAGAAGAAACCCGGACUGGCCUGCAGCGCUGCGGAGCGCAGAGUGCGGCCGCCCGUUCCUCUUGGGGAGGUGGGAUGUGAGUGAUGAGACCUUGGACAUCACCGAGCAGCCAUUCCUGUAGGUAUAGUGCAUGCGUAGGAACGAUGCCUCGACGUGAAAACCGCAGUCUGGUCAUUCCUAACCAUUUUGGUAGUCAUGCAGAAAUAGAACCGAUACCCUUUUUUGUUGUUGUUCUUACUGUCCUCCCUGUUAUAAAAGGAAACGUAUGCCAUGGAAGGGUGAGUGUGAGAGUGUGUGUGUGUGUGUGUGUGUGUGCGUGUGCACGUAUGUAUAUUGUACACCACUGCUACUGCAAAGCUCACUUUGCAAAUUCCACAUUUGAAACAAAUUGAUUCAGAAAAUGUCCAGGACCAGGGAAUGUAAGAAGAAAAACAAAUGUCAAGUCCAAGAUCCUGGGCUUAUAAAGAAGGAGCUGAAAGAGGCGCAGCAAAGAAGUAGGCAGCACAAUUCCCCUUAGCUCUUCUCUUGUCUCAUCUGAAGGGUGCUGGUCUUGCUGGAGAGGGCUACCACUUGCCAUCAACCCUCCCAUGGCAGAAUCACAUGCAGAGGUGGCAACAGGAGAUGCUCCAGUGGCUCCUAAGCGAGGAGAAGGAGAGGGGGAGGACAGGCUGUGAGAAACAAGGUUAAGAAAAUGCCGGGUGGUGGCUGGAAAUUGCCACAGCGGCAACGGGUCUGCUGCAGGAGCCAGAGUGAGCAGGGGGAGAGGGGAAGCCGACAGUCCUAUGCUCCGGUGGCUGCAGUGCAUGUGUGCGGGCAGGGGCAGUGGGGACACGCCUGUGUUUCCUGGCCAGUCACAAGCCCUAGCAUCCACAGCAGCAGAGAUGAUAAAACGCAGGGUUUAUCAGGUAGCCACUUGUUUUUCAGGGCGGGGAAGGAUGUACAGGGAGGAACUUGGGUUAGCCCACACCACUCGAGUGACCAUCCCACGGCAGUACAGUGUUUUACAGGUGCUGGGCACCACUGAGCUCUCACGCAGCAGCAAGCUUGCGUUUCUGGCUUUGCCCUGUGAACUGGCGCAGCAGCAGCACGCUUGGCAGCCAUGCUCGCACACUCUUGAGGGCAAGGGGGGAAUUGGGGCGUGCGGGAGGGGAUACCCCCCCACCCCCCUCUUGGUGGUCCCCUGCCAGGAAGGCAAAGUGGGAAUUGGUGUCUGUGAGCCAGUCCCCAGCUUUGCCUGGCCGGGACACGCUCUGCCAAGGCGUGUGGCUGCUGCUCAGCGCGGUGCUUUCGGCUUGCACGGCGGUAAUGCCGGCAACCUGCCCGCUCUGCUCUCUGCUGAGCUCAGCUCUUCCGGGCAGCAGCGGGCAGGCAGGUAAUCAGGCAGCCAAGAAUGAGUGAGGAAAUACUAAAGGGAGACACGAGAGGCUGAAGUUUGGGUGAUGGCAGACUUGCUAUAGAUCUGCUGGAGGUUUGCAUGGGGGUAAAUUAGGCUCCCCCCGCUCCUCCAGGCCCCAAAGCCAUGCAGGGGUGUCUUUGUGCCUUGGCGCAAGAGGGGAGAGCUGGGCAACUGGUGUGUGAAAUUUGCACAAGGCAUCCAGGACAGCUCCCUGCUUCUGAGAUAGGGUGGUCCUUGGUGGGACUUGUGCAUCUCCUUUGGAAACUGGCAUGCCCAGGAAAAAAGUGCCCUGUAUCCUUCAGGGCAUUCAGACACCCCAGUCCUCAUGCCUAUCUCUCGGGAGGGUCGUGUCAUUCAACGUCUUAAUAACAACUCCAGAUUUCCUGCUGCAACAGGGCUCCUCAUCCCCCUGGUACAGCCGUGAGCUGAGACUGCUCCCAGAAGCCGGGGCUGGGAGCUGCACCCUCUCCAGUACGCUGGCACGAGGGAAGACACGGCAUCGCUGGCAUUUCUCGUGCUCGGGGCUGUACCUACGCCUGGGUUUAUUGUCACAGGCUUGUUGCGUGAAGGUGGGCAGCCUGCAGUGACACGCUGUCACAAGUUGUUCCCAAGGGCUGGGUCAAGCCCACCGUUUUCUUUAGGUUGAGGCUUCUCUUUGAUGUCAACCUGGUUGCUGUUGUAAGGUCAGUCCCAUGUGUUGUCUUCUGCCCGUGUUUUUGUCUCUGUAGGGUCACUCCUAGGCACUGGGUUCACACACACUCAAGCCCUAUGGUGUGGUGGUGGUCACAAGUCCCGGCACCUCGUUGUCUUACAUCUUUUUUUGGUUUGAAGGAUUUUUGAAGGGAUUUUUUUUUUUUUUUAGAUGUCAAGGCACAGAGGCUUAUGGUUAAAGCAAAAUAUAUAACUAAAACCAGGACACCUGUUUGUUUUUUUUUUUAAGCCAUCUGCCUAUUAGCUAGAGGAAACAGCCACAACCCUGGUGCUGGGAUCUGGUCUUGCCUACAGGACCUGGGCAGAUCCAUGCCUCUGUCGCGUGGCUGCGAGAGAGGGUUAAAGCCAGUUAUUUGGAGACCUGGCUGAGAAAAGCCACAAAUCCCAAGUAUGCCUGUUACCCGCAGCAGUGCUGGGAGCCCCACUCCUAGCAGCGGCUGUUCGUAGCAGGGCUGGGGGAGUCAUGGGUGGGCUGGAGCUUGAUUUACUCUGAGAAGCGAAUCCCGCGAGCUGCCGUGUGCGCCACGGGAUGCUGUGAACAUCCCCACUGUUCCUCCUGAACUCGAGCAGGGAUCGCAGAAAGCAGCUGUCGAGAGGAGAGCCCAGACGAACAUGGGAAACGCAGGCAAGGUCAAAUGCUUUUCCCCAUUCUCUUUCUCCCCUCUGCCCUUUGACAGAGAUGUUGCAAAGGGGUUGUUCAUGUCUCAAGCCCUUUUCUCUGAAGCUGUUUCUCCUCCUCACCUCUACUCCAUGUUCAUGUUGCUAUCUUCCCCAUCCCCUAACGAAAAGCUGCGCUCUUGCUUCCUGCUGCCUCUCAGCUGGUUGGGGACUGGGGGAGACGGGGAGUUUGGAAUGGGACACCAGUUCUUUGAGCUUGUUAGUGUAAUUGUGUUUGAUUGAUGGCGAUUUAACAUUUAGUGUUAUAAA